Messenger RNA from Phaeodactylum tricornutum CCAP 1055/1, 1617 nucleotides. RefSeq lists its product with no specific name. Gene Ontology annotation, biological process: protein phosphorylation. The coding region runs from base 1 to 1617 and encodes 538 amino acids. The transcript is spliced from 4 exons. Gene Ontology annotation, molecular function: ATP binding; protein kinase activity. The record is from RefSeq and is a predicted model, not a curated record. Lineage: Eukaryota; Bacillariophyta; Bacillariophyceae; Surirellales; Neidiaceae.
AUGACAGGAUGGUCGUCCUGUGCUCCUUCUGCGCAAAAGUUUUCAAAUCUCAAGAAAGCAACGAGACAUCCAGUUGGGACUGGGAUUCGAACAGAAGAAUGGAGGAAGCCCGUCGUGGUGCCGGCAGAGCGAUGUGGCACGGAGAAAGUCAAAGGUGAAUUGCCUGUAGCUCGCAAGCUGCAAAAACAACAAAGGCAAAUUCCGACAAUCCUGUUGGUCGCCGUUCUCUUGCUUUUUUCUUUUUGCAUGCUUAAAAGUUUUCGAAAAACGGUGCAUCAUCAUGCGAUACGCAGAGACCAUUUGCACCAGUACUCUGAUGUUAGCGAGAAAACAGUCACUUCCAUUCGCCAAGCUAGUGGUAUUCUUCUCCACAACAACCAGAUAGGGAGGACACCAAUUAUUCAGCCACAAAUUUUUCUACCAACUGUAAACGAGGACGGAACUACUGAAAAAAAACGUGAAGCUGCGUCACACGAGAUUCCGUCAAGCAAUGAAGGAAUACGCGUAACGGAUCAGAUAGCCCCGAAUAUCCGCAAGACAGUCCCGAAUACAGACCGAAUCGCUUUUAGGUACUGGCAUGAAGACGAAUUGAUAAGCAACCAGAAAUCUUGUCGGCAGCCGCACUGGGCAUUCUUUCACUUUCCUACCUGCAACGCCUUUCACGAGAUGCCACUCGAACGUGAAUAUUUUGAAGCUUCACAAGGCCGACAGGGUUCCGGAGUAACUGAACUCGACAGCUAUUAUAUCAACAGCGGCUAUUAUCGUGAUGUUUGGGUGGUCGCAGGCUCUGCGUCACUUGGCAGGCUUAUUCUCAAAACAUCCAAAUUUGAAUUUGACAUAAACUACAAAACCCUGCAUCAGGUCCAUCGUGAAGCAAACGUGAUGGAGCGUUUGUCCAGCAACCCGUCCAUAGUUGAUAUUUACGGUCAUUGCGGAGGCUCGGUGGCAGCUGAAGCCAUAUCGUAUGAAGUUGAGCGAUACGUUGUCGCCGGAUCAGGCUAUGUGAAUCCUGGCCUAGGGGCUGAUCAACCCGCAGAUCUUUCACCACAAAAUGAUUUCACGCCGUCAGAAAAAUUCCGCAUGGCUCUCGCCAUGGCCGAAUCGAUUGCAGCUCUUCAUGGCUAUCACGGUGGUGUUAUUGUUCACGACGAUAUCCAGUUGCGACAAUGGCUGCAAACCAAAGACGGAAUAUUGAAGUUGGGCGACUUCAAUAGAGCGUAUGUCCUAGAUUGGAACGACUCCACACAGGCAUACUGUUCAUACAACAAUGGACAGGCAUUUGGAAAUAGUAAUCAUUUUUUGGGCCAGAAUCGUUCACCGGAGGAAUAUCAAGCCGGAGAAUUAGACGAAGCGAUCGACGUCUAUUCCUUUGGGAAUUGCUUGUACAGUCUGUUGACUGGGCUUUGGGUCUUCUACGAAAAUGAAGAUGAUGCUAUUGUGCAAGAAAAAGUUUUGACGGGGAAGCGACCCAUGAUUGAUAUCCGCUACCGAAACCGCAGUCUUGAGGAGAAAAUUUUAGUCGAAGUAAUAGACGGGUGCUGGCAACCAGAUCCGAAAAAGCGGCUUGACAUCUUUCAGGUUGUUCGAAGACUUCGAGAAAACUCACAGGCACUUUGA